AUUUUCAGUGUGAUCUUCAGCUUGACUUAUAUCUCUCAAUAUAUAUUGUUUACAAAGACAUCUAGGCAGUAUGAUUCAUCAGAUCAAAAUGUAGUAACUCCUGCAGAUGGACAGAGGAAGGAUUCUAGAUCUACCAUGUUCCGUAUUCCUGAAUUCCGAUGGUCUCAAAUGCAUCAACGCUUGCUUACAGAUCUCCUCUUUUCAAUAGAAACAGAUGUACAGAUGUGGAGAAGUCAUUCUACCAAGACUGUGAUGGACUUCGUGAACAGCAGUGAUAAUGUCAUCUUUGUACAUAACACGAUUCAUCUUGUCUCUCAAGUGAUGGACAAUAUGAUUAUGGCUUGUGGUGGCAUAUUACCUUUGCUUUCAGCUGCUACAUCUGCUACGCAUGAAUUGGAAAGCAUUGAGCCAACUCAAGGAUUAUCAGUGGAAGCUUCCAUAGCAUUCCUUCAAAGAUUAAUUAGCCUUGUGGAUGUAUUGAUCUUUGCAAGUUCCCUUGGAUUUACUGAAAUUGAGUCAGAGAAAAAUAUGUCAUCUGGUGGAAUUUUAAGGCAAUGUCUUCGACUUGUAUGUGCGGUAGCCGUCAGAAAUUGUUUGGAAUGUCAGCAACAGCAUAUGUUAAUGAAGCCUAGUGGAGAAAAUGUUAAGCAUCGGAAAACAAUACAAAGCCUUAUAGCCUCAGGAAGGACUGGAGCAAAGAGUCCAGUUGAUAUUGUAACUGGAGGGAUUUCUCCAAUAAGAGACAUUGACAGACUUCUACAGGAUAUGGAUAUUAAUCGGCUCCGUGCAGUGGUAUUCAGAGAUAUAGAGGACAGUAAGCAAGCACAGUUCUUGGCUUUGGCUGUAGUGUAUUUUAUCUCUGUACUCAUGGUAUCAAAAUACAGAGAUAUCUUGGAACCUCAAGAUGAACGGAGGCAAUUUCAACCUACUCAGUCACCCAAAAUAGAUAAGGAAGAACAAUCUGAAGCUAUUACCAUUUUAAGUCAGGAACCUGCCAAGGAGUCAGAAAGCGUGGUGUCUCCACAAAGAACGGAUUCGGGAAUUCAGGAGAAAGCACAUUCUGGAUCAGGACACAAUUCUGAGAAGGUUACUGAAUCAGAAAGACAGAGUAUAAGUACAGGUCCAGAUGCAAUCAGUGAAAUAUUGUGUACUCUUUCUUCAGAAGUUAAUAAAUCUCAAGAAAGUAAAAAUGAAGUACAUAAUGAGGUAGAUGGUAAAACUGCACCCUCUAUGCAAACUGCAAAAAAUGUCAAUGUAAAAGACAUCCUAAGAAGUUUGGUCAGUGCUCCUGCAGAUGGGGCCACGGUGGACCCUGCUGUUCUUCCACCUGUUUUUCUUGGAGUCCUUGGUGAUGGUGCCUCUGCACAACCAAUACAAUUUCAAUCUUUUGACAGGAGUGUGGUUGUGGCCCCAAAGAAGUCAGUGAGUUCAUCUGCAGCCACAAUUAACGUGCCUACAAAUGCUGUUAGUGUGGUUUCUUCUCUGGAUUCUUCCCAAGCCCCAGAUGUAAAUGGAAGCUCUCCAAGCAAUGGAUCAUCAGAUUCAAGAUUACCAUCUGUUCCUACACUUUCUUCUGUGCCUGAGGAUUCUGCUUCAAACAUGAGUAUUUCAGAGAGGCUUGAGCAUGCUUUGGAAAAAGCUGCCCCUCUUCUGAGGGAGAUAUUUGUGGACUUUGCUCCUUUUCUUUCGCGUACCCUCUUGGGUAGUCAUGGUCAAGAACUACUGAUAGAAGGUACAAGUCUUGUAUGUAUGAAAUCUAGCAGUUCAGUUGUGGAAUUGGUCAUGCUGCUUUGUUCUCAGGAAUGGCAGAACUCAAUACAGAAGAAUGCAGGCCUAGCUUUCAUUGAACUUGUCAACGAAGGAAGGUUGCUAAGUCAAACAAUGAAGGAUCAUUUAGUGAGGGUAGCAAAUGAAGCAGAAUUUAUCUUGAGUAGGCAGAGAGCGGAAGAUAUUCACAGGCAUGCUGAAUUUGAGUCAUUGUGUGCCCAGUAUUCUGCAGAAAAACGUGAAGAUGAAAAGAUGUGUGAUCAUUUGAUAAGGGCAGCCAAAUAUCGUGAUCAUGUGACAGCAACUCAACUGAUACAGAAAAUCAUCAAUAUACUGAUGGACAAGCAUGGAGCCUGGGGCAAUUCUCCGCCAAGUCGUCCUCGUGAGUUCUGGCGCCUUGACUACUGGGAAGAUGACUUGCGGCGCCGGCGACGAUUUGUGUGUAACCCCCUUGGAUCGACACAUCCUGAAGCGACCUUAAAAGCUGCCAUAGACCACGCUCCAGAUGAAGAUGUACUUGUUAAAGGAAAGCAGUCUAUCAGGAAUCAGGCUUUAGGAAAUCAGAAUUCAGAAAGCGAGGUUCUCCUGGAAGUCGAUGAUGAUAAUUUGUCAUCCAUGGAGGAGAAAGAACUUGAGAAUUUAACUGGUCCUGUUAGUAUGUGUACACCAGCUCAGCUCGUGGCCCCUUGUGUAGUAGUGAAAGGCACUCUGUCCAUCACCACCUCUGAAGUGUAUUUUGAGGUAGAUGAAGAAGAGCCCAGUUUUAAGAAAAUUGAUCCCAAGAUACUUGCAUAUACGGAUGGACUGCAUGGGAAAUGGCUGUUUUCAGAGAUUCGAUCAGUAUUUUCUCGACGCUAUCUAUUGCAGAAUACAGCAUUGGAAAUCUUUAUGGCUAACAGAGUUGCUGUCAUGUUCAACUUUCCGGAUCCUGCAACUGUAAAAAAAGUAGUCAAUUGUUUACCUCGUGUUGGAAUUGGAACUAGUUUCGGUUUGCCUCAAACCAGACGUAUUUCUAUGGCCACUCCACGUCAAAUCUUUAAAGCUUCAAAUAUGACUCAGCGAUGGCAACACAGAGAGAUUUCAAACUUUGAAUAUCUUAUGUUUCUUAAUACCAUUGCAGGGCGUACAUACAGUGAUUUAAACCAGUAUCCAGUAUUUCCUUGGGUGAUCACUAACUAUGAAUCAGAAGAGUUGGACCUUACACUUCCAAGUAAUUUCCGAGAUUUGUCAAAGCCUAUUGGUGCUCUUAAUCCCAAACGAGCUGCAUUCUUUGCCGAACGCUACGAAACAUGGGAAGAUGAUCAAGUUCCAAAGUUUCAUUAUGGCACUCAUUAUUCAACAGCCAGUUUUGCACUCACUUGGUUGUUAAGAAUUGAGCCUUUUACAACAUUUUUCCUAAACUUACAAGGUGGGAAGUUUGAUCAUGCAGAUAGAGCUUUCUCAUCAGUUUCAAGGGCAUGGCGCAAUUGUCAACGUGACACAUCUGAUAUCAAGGAGCUUGUUCCUGAAUUUUAUUAUCUACCUGAGAUGUUUGUCAAUUUCAAUAAUUACAAUCUUGGAGUGAUGGAUGAUGGAACAGUGGUCUCUGAUGUUGAACUUCCAUCAUGGGCCAAAACCCCAGAAGAAUUUGUUCGCAUAAAUAGACUGGCUUUGGAAAGUGAAUUUGUUUCCUGUCAACUGCACCAGUGGAUUGAUUUGAUUUUUGGCUAUAAGCAGCAAGGGCCGGAAGCUGUCAGAUCUCUAAAUGUUUUCUACUAUCUAACCUAUGAAGGAACUGUCAAUCUCAAUUCAAUAAUGGAUCCAAUGUUGAGAGAGGCAGUGGAAGCUCAGAUCCGAAGUUUUGGACAGACUCCUUCCCAAGUGCUUAUAGAACCACAUCCUCCAAGAAGUUCUGCUAUGCAGCUGAGUCCAUUGAUGUUCACAGACCAAGCACAACAGGAUGUCAUCAUGGUCCUAAAAUUUCCAUCCAACUCUCCUGUAACACAUGUAGUAGCCAACACUCAGCCUGGUUUGACAAAUCCUGCUGUGAUUACUGUCACUGUCAACCGACUGUUUGCUGUGAAUAAGUGGCACAAUCUUCCUGCUCGUCAAGGUGCUGUACAGGACCAGCCAUACCAGCUGCCAGUGGAAAUCGAUCCUCUCAUAGCUAGCAAUACAGGUAUGCACAGAAGGCAAAUCACAGAUCUUCUGGACCAAAGUAUUCAAGUCCAUUCCCAGUGCUUUGUUAUCACUUCAGAUAAUCGCUAUAUCAUGGUCUGUGGAUUUUGGGAUAAAAGUUUUCGGGUGUAUUCUACUGAUACAGGAAAACUAAUGCAAGUUGUGUUUGGACAUUGGGAUGUUGUUACUUGCCUUGGCCGCUCUGAAUCAUAUAUUGGAGGAAACUGUUAUAUUCUAUCCGGGUCUCGUGAUGCCACACUGCUGCUAUGGUACUGGAAUGGUAAAACCAAUAGCAUUGGUGAUAACACAAAUGGUGAAACUGCUGCUCCUCGGGCAGUCUUGACUGGACAUGAUUAUGAGAUUACCUGUGCCGCAAUUUGUGCUGAACUUGGUGUAGUGAUAAGUGGUUCUAAAGAAGGACCAUGUCUCAUACAUUCUAUGAAUGGGGAUCUACUGAGGACUUUAGAAGCUCCUGAAAACUGUGUGAAAGCAAAACUUAUCCAAGCAUCAAGGGAGGGUCAUUGUGUUAUAUACUAUGACAAUGGUCAUUUUUGUGUAUUCAGUGUGAAUGGAAAACUACACUCCACUAUGGAAACAGAUGAUAAUAUCAGGGCAAUCCAACUGAGCCGUGAUGGGCAGUAUCUCCUAACAGGAGGAGACAAUGGAGUUGUUAUGGUUUGGCAAGUGUAUGACUUCAAGCAGCUUUUUGCCUAUCCUGGUUGUGAUGCUGGAAUCCGAUCGAUGACUCUUUCAUAUGACCAAAGGUGUAUAAUGACAGGCAUGGCUUCUGGCAGCAUAGUGGUUUUCUACAAUGAUUUCAACAGGUGGCAUCAUGAAUACCAAACCAGAUAUUGAAAAAUGGAUUAAAUUGAUGUGGCCGUGCAGCUCUUCUCAUAUGGAGACUUCAAACAUACACAUCUCUCUUUACUAUCUUGUCUAUUCUAGAUCUUAUAAAUAGUUAAUAUAUCUGAAUGUAACUUAAAUUUGCUGGGAGAUGCUAUUUUUUGAAGCUAAUUGCUAUUUUUGUAGACUUUGCUUGACUUUUUGGGAUGGGGAAAAAACAGAAGAUGAUUGUUGGGGGUUCUGUAGCUUAUAAAGAAAAUCUAUAUUUUUUAGUCAUAGUAAAUCUAUUUUGAUCAUUAUACUGGGGGGGGAGACUGUAAUAGGAUGGCUAUAAUUCUUGUAUUAGCUAUAUUAUGAAACAUGUUUCUCAUGUAAAUCUUUAUAAUCUUAUGGAAUAUUUGAUUUUAACAAUGGAAAUUGUUAUAACAAAGGAAGUUGGUUAUAAUACCAGCAAUCAGUUAUAAUACUGACAUUUUAAACUGUGCUUAUCCCUCCCUUCCCUUUUGUCUUGUACUUUUACAGUGAUAGCAAACUUGAAGCACUGACUUUUCUGAAAAUCAAGAAUACUUAAAUUAUGUAAUGUAAUUUUGUUUUCACAUGAUCGUGAAAUCAAGCGUGAUUCUAGAUUUAGGUGAUUAGUAUGCCUUUUAAAUUAUUAAUUUGUUAUUUUGUUGUGUGGUUAAGAGAGAAAUAAUCAUAAGCAGAAUUUAUACAUCAAGCAUAUUUUUCUUAUCCUUUCAUCAGGCCCAAUGUUCUUCCAAAUUAAGAUCUAUUUUGAGGAUUUUGGAAGUAUUCUAUUGUCUACUAUACUUUUUGAAACUAUGUGUGGAUCCAAAAAAAACACUUGUGCUGAAGAUCUGCAAUUUUCCUUUAGCACCUAAAAUGGAAAAAGCUAUUGUGUCUCUACAACACAACUAGUGAGAACUGUAUAGCACAAGCCUUAUAUUGAUCUAAAAUCAAGACAUGUUCCCAUCAAAUCUGAUUCAAUCAUGCUGACAAUCUGUCUUCAAGCUCUUGGGAAACUAAAUAAAAUUUAUUAUGAACAAUGUUAUUUUGGUGUUGCAUAAAUUCUACUAAAUAUAUGAUUGCUGUGCAGAAUUCUGUGAAUAUAGUUGUUAAAAGUAUUGUUUUUAGUAUGCACUGCAAAAUUAUUUCUUGAUAAGUUGUGGUUUAAGAUUUGAAAUUUACAUUUCUCUGUCUUUGUUGGUAUAUAAUUUCUUCAACUAAUUAUUUGAAGCAAUUUUAAUGUUUUUUCCUAAUAUUCAAAUAGCCCUUCUUUAUAUGAGCAUCAGAAAGGGGAAAACUCAGUUUGAAACAAGAUAUUAAAUAAAAAAGGCAUUUGUAUUUUAAUGCUUCAUUUAUUACAACAGGAACAUAAGAAACAAUGCAGAACUCUGAAAACAAAAUGAUUGUAAAUCUUGUCUUUUUAAUAGGAAAUUUUGGUUAUAGUUACUGCUGCAUGUAUCAAACAUUUUCAGAGAACACAGCAAAUGCCAAAUGUGUAUUUAUUGCUACACUUCUGUUAGCACAGACCUAACACCAUCUACAAAUUUAGCUUCUAUAUAUGUAAUGGAUGAUGGUUGUGGCCUUGAACUUUGCAAGUAUAAUCAAACUCUCCUCUUCCAAGUCAAACAAAAGCUUUAUUGAAUAUACUCAGAUAAUAGUUGACCAAACCAGAAGACCGGCUGUGCUUAUAUUGUUAAGAUACAUGAUAGUUUAAAAACCCUGAGCACAGUUGAAUUACAAUGUUAUAUUUUUUUAAAAAGGACUGUCUUCCAAUGAUAUAGGAAACAUCUAAAAAUUAAUCACCAAAAUCCAGAACAAAAAGUAACCUUUGCUCCUAAACUCUUCCUUCCUUCUCAAUUUUGAAUUCAAACAUCUGUAGUCACAUGUCCAACUUAACAUUGUUGUUCAUUUCUUUUUGUGCUCUGUGUAAAACCAAGGCACUGUUUAGAUUUGAUUAGGAAAAGAAGAAGAUUCAACCCUCUAUUCUUCUAUGCAUUCUACUAAAGGUCCAGUCA
Molecule: messenger RNA, 6788 nt
Organism: Protobothrops mucrosquamatus (brown spotted pit viper)
Lineage: Eukaryota; Metazoa; Chordata; Lepidosauria; Squamata; Viperidae
Product: lipopolysaccharide-responsive and beige-like anchor protein
Exons: 34
Coding region: 136-4779 (1547 amino acids)
Biological process (GO): intracellular protein localization
Cellular component (GO): cytosol; membrane
Molecular function (GO): protein kinase binding
Source: RefSeq, a predicted model, not a curated record